Messenger RNA from Cinclus cinclus, 1066 nucleotides. It is a transcript of the gene PYCR1, whose product is annotated as pyrroline-5-carboxylate reductase 1. Lineage: Eukaryota; Metazoa; Chordata; Aves; Passeriformes; Cinclidae. The record is from RefSeq and is a predicted model, not a curated record. Gene Ontology annotation, biological process: L-proline biosynthetic process. Bases 1 to 948 code for a protein of 315 amino acids. Gene Ontology annotation, molecular function: pyrroline-5-carboxylate reductase activity. The transcript is spliced from 7 exons.
AUGAGCGUGGGGUUCAUCGGCGCGGGGCAGCUUGCCUUCGCCCUGGCCCGCGGUUUCACUGCGGCAGGGAUCCUAGCUGCGCACAAGAUCACGGCGAGCUCCCCGGACACUGACCUGCCCACUGUGAGCGGGCUGCGGAAAAUGGGAGUGAACUUCACGGUGAGCAACAAAGACACGGUGAAGAGCAGCGAUGUCCUCUUCCUGGCCGUGAAGCCGCCCAUCAUCCCCUUCAUCCUAGAGGAGGUGGGCCCCGACAUCGAGGCCCGGCACAUCGUGGUCUCCUGCGCGGCCGGCGUCACCAUCAGCUCCAUCGAGAAGAAACUCUCUACCUUCUGCCCCACACCAAAAGUGAUCAGGUGCAUGACCAACACCCCUGUGAUAGUCCGGGAAGGUGCUACAGUCUAUGCCACUGGAACUCAUGCGGAUGUGGAAGAUGGGAAGCUUUUGGAACAAUUGAUGGCCAGUGUGGGCUUCUGCACCGAGGUGGAAGAGGACCUCAUCGAUGCUGUAACGGGGCUCAGUGGCAGUGGCCCUGCGUAUGCAUUCACUGCCCUGGAUGCUCUGGCAGAUGGAGGAGUAAAGAUGGGCCUUCCCCGCAGGCUGGCAGUUCGGCUUGGAGCACAGGCUUUGCUGGGUGCUGCCAAAAUGCUGUUAGAAUCUGAACAGCAUCCCGGUCAGCUGAAGGACAAUGUCUGCUCACCUGGGGGAGCCACUAUCCAUGCCUUGCACUUCCUGGAGAGUGGUGGCUUUCGCUCACUCCUCAUCAAUGCUGUGGAGGCUUCCUGUAUCCGGACAAGGGAACUGCAGCAUUUGGCAGACCAAGAGAAGAUUUCCCCGGCAGCCAUAAAGAAAACUUUGCUGGACAAGGUGAAGCUGGAGUCUCCUUCUUUGUCUGUGGCAUCUGUUAGCAAAGUUAGUCUGUUCACCAACAAGAGCAAGAAGAACUGACCAGACUGCUGUAUUCUGGCAGUGCUGAAUGUCAAUGUCCAGGUUGCAGCCAGCCAAAAAAUACAUUUUUGCAGUAGCCAGGAAUGGCAUGGCCAGGACCCUGGUUAUUCUAUACAUC